Pseudopodoces humilis (Tibetan ground-tit) is the source of this 2495-nucleotide messenger RNA. The record is from RefSeq and is a predicted model, not a curated record. Lineage: Eukaryota; Metazoa; Chordata; Aves; Passeriformes; Paridae.
AUGGCGGACGAGCUGGAUCGACUGCUGGACGAGGUGGAGAGGCGGCUGUGGCACCGGCCCGGCGGCGGCGAGGAGCAGCCCGCGGCGGCCAAGGAGGGCAGAUCAGCUAAAGUGUCAGUGAGUGCUGACAGCAGCGAAGAAGAUCUAGACGACAUUAUUGAUGAAAUCUGUAAUGACAGCAGCUUUACCAAAACACCUCUGAAAUUGAAGUGUAAUUCUGCAAGUCUCACACCUGAAAGAAACAGUGUUAUUGUACAGGCACAUGGGAAAAAAUGCUGUCCAGUGUACCUUGGUGGAAGCCUUUCACCAUCUGGGAUAGGAACAAAUAUUUCAAAAAGAACGUGUGAUCAGCUACGUUGUACUGCUUGUGACUUCCGUGUGUCACUUUUCAAUGACUACAUCUGGGAUCAGUCCUGUGAUUAUCUCUUUUUCAGGAAUAACAUGCCUGAGCUCAGUAAACUAAGAGCAAAGAUGAUAAAGAAGAAAGGAGCACGUGCAUAUGCUUGUCAGUGCAGCUGGAGAUCCAUUGAUGAAUUAACUGACCUCCAAACAGAGCAGCAGCUUCGAACCUGCAGAGACCCAGCAGUGUGCCUGGGAAGUCUGGCAGUGCUUCUUCAGUGCUCCAGGCUGCAGCCUCCAAUGCCCAUGCAGCCUGGCCGUAGAGUCAGAGGUGAGUUGGCUUUGGAGAGGUACUACUUGGCACCAUGGUACAGACAUAUUUAGGGUCAUCUAUUGUUUCUAGUGAAUUUAGUAUUUCAGGCUGAAGUUUCAACUACUAGAGUCCAAAACUGCAGGUUCAGGACCAGAGACCAGUUGACUAAUGCUCCUAGAAGAUCUCUGCUUGCCUUUCUGUCCUUUGUGAAGAUGUAGCCCUGGUCUGGGCUGUACCCAGACCAGUAGUGACUGCUCCUGGGUGUUCUUCAGGUGUCAAGUGACUUUCAUGCCUUGAGAGCUUCAGUGCUCAGAAUAAGAGAAGAACUCAGCAGUCAGUAACAAGCUCUGGGGAAGAAGAAAUCUGCUUUCCAUUCUUCUUGAAGAAUACAUUUCAAAAAGUGCUGAGUUGCCUUGGCUUUUCUGUUCCAAGGCUAUUUGGAACUCAUGACCAAGUAGUUCCACAGGGUGUCUUUUGGCUAGAAUGGUACUGCAACUUGUGCUGCAAUGUAGAAACAAGCUGGGCUUGCAGCCUGUGAGCAGGAAAUGGGGAAAAUCCUAAUUCCCAUCUCAGUUCAUGAGACUGAGUCUUAUGUGACUUGGAAAGAGACCAUGUCUCCUGUACCCUGAACAUUCCCCUGAAAUAAUCAGGUUUAUUCAAGGGUAGUUAACUUGUUCUGGCCUUGGUCAGAGUGGUGGGAUAUUACAGCUUUUUGUCCAAGGGAAAUGGUAAACAGGUAUAGAAAUAGUGUUUCUGGUACAGGUUUUCAGAAUUUAAUCAUAUUUCUAGAUUUGAGAAUAUUUGCUAUGACGUAAGAUACAGUUAUUUUGUUGGAAGAAGAAGCAGUAUUAAGAGUGGAUUUCCUUUCCUUUGCUUUCUUCAGUUACAUGUCACAAACCACUCCCAAGUCCUUGGAUUAAAAGGAAUGUAAAGAAAGAUAAAACUAGAGCUUGAAUGUUCAUUUGAUGAAGGUAUUGUCAGAUUGUACAAGGUUUUCAAGAUAUAGCCCAGACCCCAAGUGACAUUUCUGUGUCAGUUACAUUAGAUAGCAGGGAUUAUGUAGAGAAUUCUGUUUAAGAAUAUGUAAAAAUUUCUUUUUUAAGAAUGCAAUUCAGCUGUUGUCAAAUGGAGUACUGGAGUGUUGCUAAGUAUAAACAUGACCACUGUUUUCCUCCAAUUUUUUGCUUUGGAAUAGUAAUACCAUUUCCAUUUGUGACAUGGGCAAGGUGAAAAUUAAAGAUUUUUAGUUUGAUUACUGAUAUACUUGAAAAUUUUCUAGCCUGUCCCAUUAAUCUGCAGCAGAUCCAUCAAAGAAACAAAAGUAAUGAAGGAUGACAAAAUUCCAUCAAUUUUUUAUAUGCUGCUCUGACUUACCUUUCACUUGUUUUACCUGCAAAUUAUGGAAGGUGAAAAUAGUUCAGAAGAGUCAUUAUUAAGAAUCGACCUGCCAUUAAAGUUAACUUAGAGAAGCAUAAUAACACUACAUAUUGCAAGCUCUGCUCUGAGGAAAAAAAAAAAAAAUUAAUACCUAUUUUGGUUUUGUACUGAAGAUAUUCUGCAAAUGCUGCCACUUGCUGAAAGACUGCCACUUCUCUUGUUUCCUGACAUGUGAGUCUUUGGGUCAUGUAACCAGCACAUGUAGUAGUCACACAAUAUAAGAAGUGCUAUGCUGGGAGCUGCGUAUGCAAAUUUUUCUUCCUGUCAGGCUCUUUUUUCAGAAGACCUGGUGUUCUGUCUGUGGUCUGACACCUGAUAACUGCAGGCAGGUGGAGUAAAGGAACAUCAGGUGCUGAUCGUUUGUGAGGGCCACAUCUGAUGCCUAGGGUUUGGCAUGUAUGCUUUG